AUGUUGGUCCAGAAUGUGAAUCUUUGUUAGAAUCAGAAUCUUCAGAAUUUGUAAUAGAACUAAAAACUACCUGCUUAUCUUUUUAUAUAACUGCAUUAGAAGGAAUGAUACAGCGAUUGCCUUAUAAUAAUCACAUUUUUCGAGAAUUAAAAUUUUUAGAUCCUACUAUAGCUUUGCAUCAAGAAAGUAGGCUCACCUUUCCGGACUUAAAAAAUACAGCAAGACAUUUUCAAAUUUCUGAUAUUACGGCUUUAGCUUAUGAAUGGAGAAUGCUACCUAUUGUAUUUGAUGACGCGAAUAAAACUCUUUUGGCUAAUUUAGAAAUUGAUGAAAUGUGGAAGACUAUUUUUCAAAAAAAGAAACUCAAUAAUAAAUCGUUUUUUCCAAAUUUAGAAAAUUUAGUAAAUGCAGUUCUGUCACUUCCACAUUCUAAUGCCGAAGCAGAGAGAAUAUUUUCUAUUGUUACAGAUGUGAAGAAUAAAAAGAGGAAUCGAAUAGAUGUAGCCAGUUUAGACGCAGUAUGCAAAUAACUUCCUGGAAAUGCCUCCAUUUCAUCAGAUUGCGGCA
This is a messenger RNA of Trachymyrmex cornetzi, 567 nucleotides long. RefSeq lists its product as uncharacterized. The transcript has 2 exons. The record is from RefSeq and is a predicted model, not a curated record. Lineage: Eukaryota; Metazoa; Arthropoda; Insecta; Hymenoptera; Formicidae. Gene Ontology annotation, molecular function: protein dimerization activity. Bases 105 to 530 code for a protein of 141 amino acids.